AUGGUAGAAACUGAUGAUGAAUUGAUGAAUGAGUUCAAGCAGUUCAAGAAUGAAUACAGUCCAGAUAGUACCAGGACCUCGGAUCUUUCGUUAAACAUCAUCUCCUUGCUUUAUCUUAUCAUCGGAUCAAUUGGAUUGCUAGGAAAUAUAUUGGUAGUUGGAGGCGUUAUCUGCAGAAAACCUCUGAGGACGGAAAGGAACCUACUAAUCCUAAACCUAUCAAUAUCUGACCUAUGGCAAUGUGCAGUUACAAUGCCUUUGACCCACUGGGAGAUCAAAUACAGUUGGUGGAGAUUUGGUCCAACAACCCUCCUCUGCAGGUUCUUCUCAUGUAUCAACUCAGUUUCUGUAUUCGUAUCCACCCUUUCCAUCACAGCCAUAGCCAUAGACAGGUACUGGGUCAUUUGUAAUCCGCACUCCAGAUCCCUAACUUUUAAUCAGGGAUUGAUCCUUUUGCCCGUGUUGUGGGCAACAUCCUUCCUCAUGGUCCUCCCUGCUACACUCUACAGGGAAGUGUCUGCUUUAACCCCAAUGGACAUGAGAUCUUCUCUUUGGUUCAGCAUCAAAUCACUUCUAGAUUUGAAUGCUAAAAUUGGUACGAAUAGUAACAGGACAGCAGCCAUUUAUGAGGAUCGACGGGACCUGUGUAUAAACUAUGAAGAAAUGAUGAACACAAGUUAUACUCAAGCUUCCAGCCCGUGUUUCCCGGGACAGAUAAUAAGAAACUCUACCCAAGACGACUGUUGUCAGAUGAAAGUCGAACUGAGCAGAUCAAUCGGCUGUUCAGAUACCAUGCUGUAUACUUGUUCAGAGUCUGUACAUCCAGGAUACAGACUUUUGUAUUCAACCUUGAGUCUUCUGUUCCAGUAUUUACUACCUGGGAUAGCGUUAUCUAUAGCUAACGCAAACAUUUACAGAACUCUGCAAGAUAAAGAGGCAGGAAUUGUGAGAAGGCAAGACGCGGAAAAAAGGAAAGAGGAUAUACUGAGGCUACGUAGAACAAAGAACCUGAUGGUUAUGAUUGGAACCAUAUUUUUCAUCUGCUGGCUUCCAUUGAAUAUAUUUAACCUGGUGUCCGAUAUAUUCUCAUACCUGGAACGCCUUGGAUAUACUAGUAUACUUUUGACACAACUCCUCGGAGCUGAACCUUACAUGAUAAUAUUUGCUGGAACUCAUCUUUGCGCCAUGUUAUGUACAGUUAUAAAUCCUUUGCUGUAUGGAUACUUCAACGAAAACUUCAACAAAGAGUUUAAGAUAAUCUUGCAACAGAUUCUUCACCUGGGAGGUUGUGGCCUGAAUGGUAAUGAGAGAUAAAUGAAAACAAUCCGAGAAAGUAAAGAGAAAUCAGCCUGAACAGAAACAAUGGAGAGAGGAAGGAUGGAGUAGUAGAGAUGGGCUACCAACCCACUUUUACAAACAUUUAAAUUUAAAAUUAAAGUAAUUGGUAAAAUCGUUUUAUUAGAUCAAGUUUGUCAGUUUUGUGUUGAUGUAAAAAAGUGCACAAUGUAAAAACACGUUUAAACAAUUCACUUGCAUUUAUAUAUUUAUCUUAUAUAUGUAUAUAUAUAUAUAUAAAUUUAACCUACACAAACAAAAAAAGUCGUGAAAAUAAGUUUUCCGAAAAUGUUGGCAAAAAUGGUUACACAUUUUGGCAAAUCGAUACUGUAAUACGUCAUUUUUGUGUUUUGUAUAUAUAUUUUAUAAACAAAAAAUCAUUUGAAAAUUUGCGGAAACGAAGGUUCGGCUUCCGAGAAAGUGAUGGAAAUUUUACUAAAAAAGAUUUAUUUGAUAAAAUAAUCGAAAUUUUACAACACUGAAUAUUCGAAAAUGUUAAAACUUUAAUUAAUCACAAAUUCAUAGAUUGUAAAUAUUCUUCUAUUCUAAAUUCUAAAUGUUAUUUGCUCACAAAAUUCCCUUAAACAAUCUUUAAUAGCUACAUGUGUAGGCACAAUUAGAGAUCGACUUUAAGUAAAAAUAAAUUGCAUUCAUCUAACUUUAAAUUAUGAUCAUAUCUGGAUGGCUCCUAUUUAAAUCUCGAGUUUAAGUGAUUUAAUAUAUAAUACUUUAUACCAUAAUAUCAAUAUCUCUGUAAAUCUUUUAAUGCAAAUCCUGCAUUUAAUAUCAAUCUUUAAAAAAAAAUCUUUUGCAAAUCAUUGUGUUUUAAUGAAUGAAAUAGAUUAAUAUCUGUUAAAUUAAUAAAUGUUAAUAACUCCUAACCCUUGGAGGAGAUAUCUUUUUUCCAACAGCUCAGUCUCUCAGUGUUUAAUGAUUAUACCUGUUUAAAAUUAUUCUUAAAGGGACUCUAAGCGUAAUUUGUAGUGAUCCUCCCCUCCAUCGAAAGAUGAAAAUGCCCGAUUUACAUUGGUACCCUUAAAACCUCAAUCUGAUUAAAAAUGUGGAAGAUAUCGUCGCUUUUCUG
Eurytemora carolleeae is the source of this 2419-nucleotide messenger RNA. Its product is annotated as neuropeptide F receptor. The transcript has 18 exons. NCBI's taxonomy places the organism in Eukaryota, Metazoa, Arthropoda, Copepoda, Calanoida, Temoridae. The record is from RefSeq and is a predicted model, not a curated record. Gene Ontology annotation, molecular function: neuropeptide Y receptor activity. Gene Ontology annotation, biological process: G protein-coupled receptor signaling pathway. Gene Ontology annotation, cellular component: membrane. Bases 1 to 1314 code for a protein of 437 amino acids.